This is a messenger RNA of Symbiodinium natans, 810 nucleotides long. The record is from the annotation of a GenBank genome assembly. Lineage: Eukaryota; Dinophyceae; Suessiales; Symbiodiniaceae.
AUGGCGGCACCGCGCGCGGCCGCGACCAUCUUGGUGCUGGCGGAAGCCCCGGGCAAGGCCUUCGAGGUGCUCAUGAUCAAGCGCCACUCAAAGGCCCGGUUCAUGGCCAACACCUACGUCUUCCCAGGAGGCUGCGUGGACGAGGCAGAUCAGGAGUACGCCGCGCGGAUCCGGUCACCGGAGACGCUGGCCGAGUACCGCGUCGCCGCGCUCCGCGAGCUGUGGGAAGAGACAGGCGUGCACUUCGAAUCUGAUGGCAGAGCGGGUGUUGGCUCUUCUUCACCAGAACUAGGCGCGGCGCAACUCGCGCGACUCACACCCUUCGCGCACUGGGUGACGCCGAAGCAGGAGAAGUACCGCUACGACACCCGCUUCUUCCUCGCCCGGGCGACGAACCCCGCAGCAGCCACUCUGCCCGUGAAGGGGGAUCCCAAGGAGGUCGAUGACGUCCGUUGGGUGUCCCCGCAGGACGCUCUCAUGCUCCACGCAUCACAGGAUUCCAACUUCCGUUUACCCCCUCCAACCUUCAUCAUCAUGCAGUCGCUCGUCCUGCCUUCGCAGCCGAAAGGCGCCCUGAACCUCAUCUCCAAGUACGCCGGCCUCUAUGGCAGUGAAGAGGCCCUGCAGGCCAUGCCACGAGUGGAGCCCGUGCUGGAUGUGGGAUCCCAGCCGAUUCGUAUCUACAUGCGCCCGGAGUGGACGCAUCUACCCCCGGGCGUGCACUCUGACGGCCCCGCCGUGGUUCACGUGGGCGAGGGCAUGCCAGAUCUUCCGGCCCACCAGCCUGACGCCCCUGCUGCCAAGCUCUAG